Molecule: messenger RNA, 429 nt
Organism: Caenorhabditis remanei
Lineage: Eukaryota; Metazoa; Nematoda; Chromadorea; Rhabditida; Rhabditidae
Exons: 4
Coding region: 1-429 (142 amino acids)
Cellular component (GO): myosin II complex
Source: RefSeq, a predicted model, not a curated record
AUGACUGAAUUCUUCUCUCAGAAGCAGAUUGAUGAAAUUCGUGAAUGUUUCAAUUUCUACGCAACCAGUGGUGUUCUGAAAACAGCUUCCCAACUGAGAUGUGCUCUUCGUAGUCUCGGAUACUCGCCUACUGCAGCCAAGACUCAAGAAUAUUAUAGAAAACAAAAUAAAAAAACGAUUGAAUUUGCCAAUUUUCUGGAUAUUUGUAAAGAUGAACAGAACAGUCCGGAUCCAUUGACCGAGAUAAUCAAAGCAUUGAGUGGAUUGGACAGAAAUAAGACGCGUUCGAUGCCAUCUCGUGAACUUGCUGCAAUUCUAUCACAAGUUGGUGAACGAAUGAGUCCAGAAGAAAUAAAAUAUUUACUUUCAAAAGUUGAAGUGAAUGGAAUGGUUCCACAUCAGGCACUUAUUGAGUAUAUUUCAAAAUAA